AUGGGGAUAACACGACUGGGGGCAAGGCUGUGGAGAGUUCCGGCAAAUUUUGAAUUUUCAAAAGCAUCGUGUGUACGCCAUACUUCCGGCUAUUGCAGGCCUCUUGAAAACUACGAAAAGCUGGUGGAUUCUGGCAGACUGAACGAUGAUCCACUGCAGAGAUCAGUGAUAACCUCGUUGGGCAAGCUGUAUGACUCGCUAGUCGAAUACAGGCCGCCGCAGGUGCGAGACCCGAACCCACUCAGCCAAAUUGGAUGGAGAUCGAGCUUUUUGGGCAAAAUGCUCUUCAAACCAAAAUACUCCACUGAGGGCAUCCCAAAGGGAAUAUACUUAUAUGGCGAUGUCGGUUGCGGCAAGACGAUGCUCAUGGACCUCUUCUAUUCCACAAUACCGCCACACCUUACAAAACGUAGAAUGCAUUUUCACCAAUUCAUGCAGUACGUACACAAACGGUCGCACGAGCUGGUGGGAGAGCUCAACCUGGACGCCCUAGGGGAGGCCAAGCACAAGGACAUCGACUCCAUCCCGUUCCUGGCCACAGAAAUCGCACGUCAGUCAAGGGUGCUGUGCUUCGACGAAUUUCAGGUCACUGACGUGGCAGAUGCGAUGAUGCUGAGAAGGCUUUUAACGGCUCUGCUCUCGAAAAAAUACGGCGUGGUGCUAUUUGCAACCAGUAAUCGUAAACCGGAGGACCUGUACAUAAACGGGAUCCAGCGCGAGUCGUUUGUACCAUGCAUCGAGCUCCUGAAAGAAAGAACGCAGGUGGUAAAGUUGGACUCCAAAACGGACUACCGAAAGGUGCGCCGCCCACUUUCCGCCGUUUACUAUUUCCCGCUUCCCGGGGUGGACUACAAAUCUUCCGAGUGUGUGGCUGCAAGAAAAUCUCACGUCAACCAGUGGUACAACUUUUUCUCGCAGUUGGAGACCCCCGAGUAUGGAGCCAACGUUGAAAACUCACAACAGCACCACGGCAUCCAUACAAACUAUAAGCUCAAGGUUUGGGGCAGAGAACUGAAUGUGCCCCGUUGCACGCCCCAGAGAGUGGCACAGUUCACUUUCAAAGAGCUAUGCGGGAACCCACUGGCAGCAGGCGACUACUUAGCGCUUUCCACCGCCUUCAAAAGCUUUGUGAUCACCGACAUUCCCUACCUAUCUAUACACGUACGUGACGAGGUACGCCGGUUCAUCACUUUUUUGGAUGCAGUCUACGACAACGGUGGGAAGCUUGCAACAACAGCUGCUGCGCCGUUCCAGAAGCUUUUUGUCGAGCCAGAGGCUAUUCUGAACGAUUACAAGCUGCGUCCUGUAAACUCUGAAAACCAGGCAUCGCCGCUCGACUCCAAUAUCUUUACUUUGGACGAAGAACGUUUCGCUUUUGCCAGAGCACUCAGCAGACUCACGCAGAUGAGCUCUCUGGACUGGGUAGAGAAAUAA
Lachancea meyersii CBS 8951 is the source of this 1434-nucleotide messenger RNA. Lineage: Eukaryota; Fungi; Ascomycota; Saccharomycetes; Saccharomycetales; Saccharomycetaceae. The record is from the annotation of a GenBank genome assembly.